GGAAGCCUCAGCUCAAGCAGUUCCACUCUCACCCUGCUCUCGGCAUCUAUCUGACACCAUGUGGACCCAAGCCACUGCUCUGCUGCUGGCCUGCUGCCUUUGGCCAGCUGAGGCACAGGAUGAAAGGAGACAAAGCAUCUGGGACGAUCCCAUCAAGUUCCAAACCAAGGCUAACGACAAGUGCACCAUGAUCCUUACAGGCCAAGGAGAAAACAUAAAGCUGAGGCUGUCAUGCCAGGGCAACAGACGUGCCUACUGGUGUGAAUAUAUGGGGAGACCUUACACCUGCAGUGCUUUCAACAAAAACCCCAGGCACUACUUCGUCCAGAUGAUGUGGGUCCUCAGGAAGCAAGCACACGCCUGUCAGGGACCUAAGGAGAUCAAACCUCAUAUGUGCAGGAAGGCGACUGAUGAAUCUCAGAUGAUCUUCUCGGCUGGUCCUUUCCUAAGGUCUCGGCCAGCAGCGCAGCCAUCAAAGCAGCCUAGAAAAUCCCAAAGUUCAGCUGCACAUGGAAGACCGAAUUUGACAAUGAAGACACCUUUUAAAACAGCUCGGGCUUCAGGGAAAGUUAAAACCACACAGAGAGCCAAAUCACAGCCAACGGCAGCUCCGACUGAGAGCGCCCGGAGGAGAAUGGCUCAGCAGUACUGCUGGAGGUCCCUGCAGGGCGUCUGUUCCUUUGUAAUUGGUUGGUUUCGGAAUUAACAAAAAUGAUUGUGCUGAUUUGGUGACUGAAACCACCAGUGGAGGAAAAAUCCAGGCCAGCUAUUUGUUUUGAAACAUCUAUAGCGCCCUCUUACGGAAUUAGUCUGGUACUACAGUGGCUGUUACUUUUUUUUUAUUUCUCUGAUUUUACUGCUACGUUUUGCUUUGGAAACCUUCAGCAGUUUCUUUUAUGUUUUGCAUGUAGACCUGUAUGAAUUAGAACUGCUUUAACCUGUGAAAAGAUAGUAUAGAUGUUUGUGUUUUUUGUGAUAUUUACUAUAAUUAGCUUGAUUAACUUUUGUUGCAAUCAGAAUUUAUGUUUGUUGUGUGAAAACACUUUUUCUCUACUGGUAUAUUUUGAAAAAUAUAUAUGGACUGUGAAAAUGCUUUUAAC
This is a messenger RNA of Gambusia affinis (western mosquitofish), 1100 nucleotides long. It is a transcript of the gene fgfbp2a, whose product is annotated as fibroblast growth factor binding protein 2a. Gene Ontology annotation, molecular function: growth factor binding. The transcript has 2 exons. The coding region runs from base 59 to 706 and encodes 215 amino acids. Gene Ontology annotation, biological process: cell-cell signaling. Lineage: Eukaryota; Metazoa; Chordata; Actinopteri; Cyprinodontiformes; Poeciliidae. The record is from RefSeq and is a predicted model, not a curated record.